GUGGAGCACAGGGGUUUGUACACAAGGACACCCCUCUCUCCCUCCAUCUUUCUCCACCACACACACACACACACACACACACACACACACACACACACACACACACACACACACACACACACACACACACACACACACACACACACACACACACACACACACACACACACACACACACACACACACACAAUCGCACACUCAUUCGGCCACACAUACAUUAGAGACCCAGGUGCUCGUGCGGUUCACAGCUAGGAUGCUGAGCCUGCUGAGGGCGACUUCGCAGCCUGUUACUCUGGGCCGGGCUAAAGGGAUUCUGCAGGAGAGACGCUCCAGUAUCUACAGCAAGCCUCCCAAGCACAAGAUUGGAGCUGGGCAAAGUUUCUUCAUCAUGUCUGUGUUCGCUACGGCCAUGCUGCUACCUGCUGGCUGGAUCCUUCACCAUCUCCCUGAAUACCGCAAAAGACCCCGGCCUCCACCCUCAUAGGAGAGCUGGAGCAUCCCUCUCCUACCACCCAUCGUACUCAGUAAACCCUGGCUGCUUCUGAAGCCUUAUUCACCUCCACCAGAUGUACCGAAUUGUUAGAGCCAUCAGAUGGAAAAUGCCUAAUGGAUGCAUUAAUCAACAUUGUAAUGGAUGCUAUGCCCACUUCCAGUCACACUAAAAGAACGACCUCUCAAUUAAAGAAAAAAAAACCUUGGGGAGAAAGCUGUCCAAUACGUUUACUCAUACAUUCUUGGCCAGUGAGUGAAAGAUUGCAACAGUGGUAUGUCUCGGUGUUUAAGGCCUUGGAAAUGGGGCCCCUAUUGUCACUGCAGUGCUCACUUGCAGUGACACGUACAAUGUAAACAACUGCUAAUGCAUUUUUCACUGUCAAUAAACCUGUGAACCUG
Sardina pilchardus (European sardine) is the source of this 891-nucleotide messenger RNA. RefSeq names its product COX8 domain-containing protein. Gene Ontology annotation, cellular component: mitochondrion. NCBI's taxonomy places the organism in Eukaryota, Metazoa, Chordata, Actinopteri, Clupeiformes, Clupeidae. The record is from RefSeq and is a predicted model, not a curated record. The transcript has 2 exons. Gene Ontology annotation, biological process: mitochondrial electron transport, cytochrome c to oxygen. Bases 254 to 484 code for a protein of 76 amino acids.